Molecule: messenger RNA, 2458 nt
Organism: Rosa rugosa (rugosa rose)
Lineage: Eukaryota; Viridiplantae; Streptophyta; Magnoliopsida; Rosales; Rosaceae
Exons: 4
Coding region: 207-2135 (642 amino acids)
Source: RefSeq, a predicted model, not a curated record
ACGAAAUACGGCGGCUUUUGUCUCUCAAACUCUGAUUAAGAAAAGAAAAGUAGAAAACCCUAAAACGACUGAAACGGCGACGUUUUGAGGCGACGGUGGACUUUUUCUGCUUGAAUUUUCCAGGUGAUUUUGAAGUGGGAAAUGCUAGGGUUUUUGAAAUGCUUGAUGUUAGAGAGUAGGGUUUUUUGAAUUGGGUUUAGGGUAAAAUGGAGGUGGUGGAAGAUUGUGGGGCUGAGGUAGAAAAUAGGAGGAGAGCUGAAGAGAGGUGUGAGGAGUUAGAGUUGGAGAUUGUGAAGAGAAAGAGUGAGUAUGAAGCUCUUGAGGAUAAGUUUCGGGCUUUGGAAGGCGAAAAGCUUGCUAUGGAAGAAGAGAUUAGGGCAUUGAAGAGAGGAAGUGAUGAAAUUAGGGGGCAAGUUAAUGGGGGUGGAGAUGGGACGGAGAUAAUAGUUGAUUUUAAUGAGGAUAACUUGGAGGGAGAUGGGGUCUUUCAGCUUAUGCUUGAGAACAAGGUGUUGGAGUGUGAGAAGAAGACUGCUGAAAGUGAGGUUGAGGCUUGGAAGCAGAAGUUCAAAGAAUUGAAGACGUGGGUCUUGAAGUUGGACAAGGAUUUAGUCUUGAAAGGUGGGGAGUUUCCGUGGAACUUAACUGGGGAUUCCGUUGAAGCGAGCAGGAGAACACAACCGAAUGAAAGGAUUGAACUUGAGGAUGGGUUGAAUGUUGGAGUUGGCAUGGAAAGUUCAAGGAGCAAAGAUAUAGCUGUGAAUGUUAUUGAUCUUAGCUCUACAUAUCACUCCCCUGGUAAAGGGAUCUGCCAUCUGCAAGAAGCAGGUACACCUCCUAAUGUUACACUUCAUGAGCAUCGCAGUGGUACUAAGGUAGAAAAGAGAUCUGGUAUGGAAUAUGGUAACGUUAGUCGAGCAAGAAAACAGCUGGAAUUCAAGGAAGAUAGGAGUCCUUGCAAGAAGAUGGCUCCUCCUACGCCUGGUGGUGGCAGACCUUUCUCUCUCAGUGUCAUUGAUAUUAGUGACAGCGAUGAUGAAGUUACUAUUGCCGAUAACCAAAAAGUUUUGCCUACUGAGAAUCAGGGAAGCAGAAAGAUUUGCAUAUCAUCGGAUUCUGUAAUAGGAGGUCUGGCUACCAAAAGCUUUUUAAAGCAGGCACAUACUGACAGUCAUGAUCAGGAAGAUCUCGAUAAUUACAAUGAGGAAUUACUGGCUUUCUCAACACCCAAAAGAAAACGAGCUUCUAAUGUUGUGACCAGUGACUCUGAGAGCAGUGAUGAUAAUAUUCCUAUCAAUGCAGUCAAGAGAAUGCAUCUUCAGAAAAGAAUACAUGAACAUUCUGAGAGUAGUGAUGAUAAUGUUCCUAUCAAUGCGGUCAAGAGAAUGCAUCUUCAGAAAAGAAUACAUGAUCAAGUAGGAUCUGAUGUGAGUGGCAGCUUAGAGACUGCUACUGCUUCUGUGGUUGAUGAUGUUAGUGUUACCUCUCCAAAGCGACGUUUAGUUAGGUUGAGAAAAUGUGGGGGAAGAGGUCGGGCGCAAAGGAAUUCAAGUCAGACAAGUGAAACUAAAAAUGAUCGAGGACCAAACAAGGGUGUUGAAGAAGAUGAGCCCGAAGAGGUUGGGUCAGAAAGUGAAGGUGAAAGCUUGGGUGGGUUUAUUGUACAUAGCUCUGAUGUUUCAGAAAGUAAUGAUGCUUCUAGUGAGUCAAAUAGUGUGUCAGAUGAUGAUGUGAACUUAGAGGAGGUUCUAUCAACAUUUCAAAGGAACAAAGAUCACAACACAAGGUGGGAGUAUGAGGCAGACAUGCUUUCUGCAUUUGCUAAGGAUCCAGAGCUGUGCAUGAAAGCUGUAUGUGCUCUUUAUAGACAGCAAACUUCUGAGGAAAAGAUGUAUAGGGAGGCUUUCUGCUCCAAUUCUCGAGGCUUUAGCAAGUUUGAUGCUUCUAGGGGUUCUAAAUUGGCUAGCUUUCUCACUGAUGGAGACCCAUAUUGUGAUCUGAGAAAAACCGUAGAGGAGUUGGAGGAGCAUGACCCCAAGGCCAUUGAAACAUGUAGAACAUUUGCGACUCGUUACUCUAAGCAACUAUUUGAGAUCUACAAAAACAAAGAGGAUCCUCUCUUUCUGCCAUCUUGACGGUGCAAGCAACUUGCCAACGUAAUGAUAUGCAUAUAUAACCCAAAACCUCUGCCAGAAAGUCCUAUCAGAGAUGAGAGAAGGGUUUCCAUUUUGGUUGCCAAGUGUGUCUCUUCUUGGUUUCAGAUUUGUAUAUAAAACAUGCAAGUAGGAACAUCAGAAAAAUUAGGUCACUUGUAUUAUAUAGUCCUAUCACUCCUAUGAAUGUCUUAUGUGUAUAUAUAUGCUUUUAAAAUUCGUACUUUAGUUAUACUACAUGUAGAUAUAUGCCCUGAUGGGUUUCCUCCCCUAGUUAUACAGCAAAAAUAGAUCUUAUUGAUCUC